AUGGCUGCAAUGAAGUCAAGGUCGAGUAGCUUCUCUCGCAAUGUUGCAACUGUGCCUACCCCUCAGAUACCUGGACUGAAGUGCGGACCAAAUGGCACAAUGUUUGUUUCAUCUGGAAUACCAGAUCUUGAUAAGAUUUUAGGAGGUGGCUUUCCUUUGGGAAGCUUAGUCAUGGUGAUGGAAGACCCUGAAGCACCUCAUCAUAUGCUUCUGCUAAGGAACUUCAUGUCUCAAGGGCUUGUUCACAACCAACCUCUUCUUUAUGCCAGUCCAUCAAAAGAACCCAGAGCUUUUCUUGGUACUUUGCCCAGUCCAAUAUUGUCUAAAGAAGAUAAACACCGUGAUAAUGAUAUAGAACAGGAGAAGGGGUUAAGGAUAGCUUGGCAAUACAAGAAAUACUUUGGUGAACAGCAGCAAAAUUUUGGGGUUCAUAUGGGUAUGCUCCUUUAG
Thlaspi arvense is the source of this 450-nucleotide messenger RNA. The record is from the annotation of a GenBank genome assembly. Lineage: Eukaryota; Viridiplantae; Streptophyta; Magnoliopsida; Brassicales; Brassicaceae.